GGGUCGCUCCGGUGGGCCGGGCCUACGGGGAACCGGGAUCCUCACACCGGGCUCGUGGGGCCCACUAGGACCGAAGCCGCGGGGUCCAGCUGCUUCAUCCCCGGCGGGCCCCGCGGGCCCGCCCCGGUGAGUCACGGGAGCGGCGGCGGCGGCUGCGUGAGACCCGUGGGGACGGUAACCCCCCCCCUCUGCGACCCCCCACCCGUGUCCCCGGCCCACCCCGGACAUGAGGCUGCUGUGGGGAAGGGGCUGACCCUCCACCGUGUCCACUGAGCUCCGGCCCUGGUUUCACCAUGGCCUCACAGCCGCAGCCCCUGCGCCCCACCUUGCCCUGUGCUUCCACUGGUGGGGCUGGGCUGGCAGCUGGCAGCCCUGACAAAGCCAAUGCUCGCCCCAAGCCACCUGUCCGGCCCAAACCCCGGGUGCUGCCCAAGCCAGCUGUGCCCACCAAGCCCUCCCUGCCGCACCCCCCGCCAGGGCCGCGGCACCCUCGCCCGGAGCUACCCUCUGCUGAGAAGAUAAACCGCCUGGCAGGGCCCCAGCCCUACAGUGGGGGCAGCUCGGUGGGGCCCCUCAGGCGCCCCUCCUUCACCCUCAAGUCGCCUGAGACCCCCAACGGGAAGGGUCUCCUGUCCCCUCCACUCGCAGCUUCUGAGGACUCGGGUUCAACCCCCAGUGAGGAGGUGCCUGCCGCCCCACCGACCCCUCCUCGUAAAGGCCCGGCUCCCUUCAAGGUGACGCCAGUGCCGGUGGCGUCCAAACCAGACCGAUUUCCUGGCACCACCGUGGAAGAGAUCCUGGCCAAAAUGGACAGCAGAGAGGGCCCGGGGAGCCCAGACCGAGCCCGGCUCUCACCCUUUUGCCCUGAUACCUCCUCUCGCUUCGGCUCCAAGACCUUCACUGCCUUCCGGAGAUGCCUCAGUGGGGAGGCAGACGGAGCCCCACCCAGCGAAGCCCGCCAGAUGCCCCAGCCCGUGGUGGCCGAGCUGGGGAUGGGGGAUGACAGAUGCCCGAUUGCCGAGUUGAGCAGCUCCCCCCCAGCUGGCCCGAGCUGUGCCGGGGACCCCCGUGGACGCCGGAGGCCACCUUCCCCCCCUGACCUCUCCUCUCUCCAGCCGGGCGCCCUUGAACCCCCUGGCUCCCCAAGGCCCCCUGCCUGCCCAGCUCCACCCCCGGGAGCUCCUUUCCAGCCCGCUGAGCCCUCUGCCUCGGCCCCUGGCUCUCCCGAUGCCCCCCCAGAGCUACCGGCCCCUGGCUCCCCCACACUGGCCCCUGGCUCCCCCGAAUCCCCACCUCAGCCUCCAGCCGAGGUCUCGGCCGCCUCCCUCCAGGCCCCGGGUGCUCCAUCCUCUGCAGCUGAGCCCCGGCUCAGCGUCUCCCGCUCCCCUGGUUCCCCCCACACUCCCGGAGAGGGAUCCCCCGAUACUGCCAGUCCCCCCGGCACUCCUGAAUUGCCCCCCAGAGUCACCUGCCCCCCCGGCUCUCCUGAGGCUGCCGCUCAGUACCUGGGCCCCCCCAGUCCUCCCCCUGAGCCCCCUGCUAAAGCCUCUCGUCCCCCAGGCUCCCCAGAGGGACCCGAUGACUCCCCAGCAUCCCCACAGUCCCCCGAGGGUCCUGUUUUCAGCCCCUCUCUGCCUUCCAGGGACUUGGGGCUCCGGCGCUCUUCAGAGGGGGUGUUGCAGCCCCCGACCGUGGGGCAGGGCAUGGGGGAGCUGGGGGGCUCGCUGAGUGCCCUGCCCCAUCCUGGGGACCCGCCGUCAGAGCCGUCCCUGGGCAGUGAGUCUGGCUGGAGCCUUUCGCAGUCCUUCGAGUGGACGUUCCCCUCGCGGGGGGUGCGACGGCUAGCAUCCCCCCCCCGCUCCCCCAUCCGGGAGGUGGCCGACUCGGGGUUGUCUGAAGAGGGCGAGUCGGAUGGGGAGGAUCCAGCCCCCUGCCCCCCAUGCUCCCAGGGGGACAGCAGGUCCGAAGGGCCCAGCCCCACGGUGGCCAGCAGCUGGGGAGCAGAGGCGGCUCCAUGUCCAGGGGGUCCUAUGGCCCAGCAAGAGGCUGAGGGCCUGGCGGCGGAGGAGGAGGAGGAAGGGGAGGCAGAGCAGGAUGCCACGGUGCCCUGCUCCCCUCUCUGUGUGACGGAGCCCAGCUGGGACCCAGCUGAGCCUAAGCCCCCUGCCCAGCCCGGCCUCCUCACUGAGGCCGCCCCACCGGAUCUGGCCCUACCGGAUCCGGCCACCGUGGCCGACUCGGCCUGGGUGCCGACGUGCGAGUCCUCUGUAAGCCUGCAGGGCCCUGGUGGGCCGGGCCCGGCCGAAGGAUCCUCGAGGGGUCCUGACGCCCACGCCGACCCGGGCUGGCUGACGGAGCUGCUGGCAUCGCCCAGGGCCCAUGCCGCAGGGCGCAGCUCUCUGGAUGCGGAGGGGCCAGAGGACCUGCUUGGCUGGUCACGGAAGGACCUGUGCAGUGAAUUUGGCAUUGGCAGACCUCACCAGGCUGGCACCUUUGACUGGACCCGUGAGGCUGUGGCCAGGGAGAGAGAGUGGCCUGGUGAGACAGAGCAGGACCGGGAAUUUGGGACCAAAUCAAGCUGGGACGACACCUGCAGCGUCAGGGAUGGGGACCGGCAGGACAGGCCCUUUGGCACCACCACGAGGGACUGGGGCAGCGAUUACAAAGGGACGGAGCUGAUGGGGGAAGCACGGCUGGGCUGCAGUGACUGGUCCAAAUCCCAUGGUGCGGGAGAAAGCUGCCUGCAGGAUCAAGACUUCGGUGCCAGCAAACCCAAGUGGGGCACAGGCUAUGGCCUGGACAGUGUGGGCAGCGGGGAGGACAUUGGCUCCACGAAGGCUGACUGGAGCAGCAGCUUUGGUGUGGGACAUGGCCGGCAGCAGGACGAGGAGCUGAGCUCCAGGCAGCCCAGCUGGGCUGGCCGGUACAGCUCCGGGGACCCAGAGCGCCAGGACAGGGAGAUCACACCUGUGUGGGCUGGCGAAUACGGCACCAGUGAUGCAGAGAUGAAGGAUAGGGAGCUUACCCCAGACUGGGCCAGUAAAUACAGCAGCAGGGGUGCUGAGUCCAAGGACAAGGAUUUUACACUGGGCUGGGCUGGCAGAUCCAGCACUGGGGACACUGGGAGCCCAGACAAGGAGCUCAGCCGCAGCAGGCUGACCUGGGACAGCAAAUACAGCGCUAGGGACAUGGAGAGUCAGGACCGGGAGUUCAGCCCCAGCAGACCAGCUUGUACUGGUGAGUACAGCAGCCGAGACAUGGAGAGCCAGGAUCGGGAGUUCAGCCCCAGCAGACCAGCUUGUACUGGUGAGUACAGCAGCCAAGACAUGGAGAACCAGGAUCGGGAGUUCAGCCCCAGCAGACCAGCCUGGGAUAGCGAGUACCACAGCAGGGACACAGAGAGCCAGGGCCAGGAGUUCAGCCCCAGCAGACCGGCCUGGGAUGAUGAGCACAGCACCAGGGACACAGAGACCCGGGACGGGGAGUUCAGCCCCAGCAGACCAGCCUGGGAUAGCGAGUACCGCAGCAGGGACGCAGAGAGCCAGGGCCGGGAGUUCAGCCCCAGCAGACCGGCCUGGGAUGAUGAGCACAGCACCAGGGACAUGGAGAGCCAGGGCCGGGAGUUCAGCCCCAGCAGACUGGCCUGGGCCAGCAAGUGCAGCAGCAGAGAGAUGGAGACCCAGGACAGUGGGUUCAGCCCCAGCAGACCAACCUGGGAUGCCAAGUACAGCACCAGGGACGUGGAAGCCCGGGACGGGGAGUUCAGCCCCAGCAGACCAGCCUGGGCCAGCGAGUGCAGCUCUGUGAACGCCGAAAAGGAAGAAAGAGAGUUUAGUCCUGGCCAGCUGAGCUGGGCUGGUGAGUGCAGCAUUGGCCAAACCGAGCUGGUCGAUGCUUUUGGUGUCAGGAAAGACGGCCUGCCUGGCUCCUGUGCCACCAAUCCCAAGGCCCAGGAGCCCGGCUGGGGCAGCACCGACCGGCAGGAGUGCGGUACGGCUGAUAGCAGGGACUGGGCUGAAGAGCUUGGAGAAGCCGAGCGCCACAACCAGUUUGGCAUCAUCGGGACAGAGCGGGUGCCAGAUCCCUCCAGCACCCGAGUGUCAUCAGAUGGCUCAAUGUCCUGGGCUGGUGCAGCGAGGUCCGGCGGCCUGCCGGAGCCCCGGGGAGACUGGCACAGGGAUCUCUCCUUUGGCAGCUCGGAUGCCACCAGCUGUGUGGGCACUGGUGAUACUGGCGGGGUUGGACCAGGCCAGACGGCCUGGGAUCAGGGCCCGGGCAGCUCUGCCCAGCUCCGGGAGGCUGGCGUGGAAGAGCCAAGCUGGAGUCGGGACCUCGACGCGGCCGGAUGGAGCGUGGAGCUGUGCGACGCUGAGGCCAAGCGCCAGGAGUGGGCUAGCGCGUUCGGCGCCCGCUGCGCGGCCCGGAGCUGGGACUUCAGUGCUGGGGAGCAGAGCCCGGGAGAUGACACCGGCUUGGCGGACCGCAGAAGCCUCCAUCUCACGGACCCCAGCCUGCCAACGGGCGAUGCUCCAGCUGAUCCCCCAGCUGCGGAGUCCCCCCAGAGUGAGCCGUCCAGCCCCACCGAGGAGGAGAGGGACCUCCCUGAGCCAGCUGCUGCUCUGCGGAGCCCCAGGGCCUCCCCCCUGCUGCCAGAGACUGCCAGUGGGACCCUGCCAGGCACGGAGAGUGAAGAAGCCCCCUUGGACCACCUGGAUGGGAAGAGACCACCAAGCUGGGAGGAGAAGCAGCUCUUCCUGGGCACCCCUGAGCCCAAGGGAUCCACAGACCACACUGGGGAGGAAUUCUCCUUCCUGGAGGACACAGAGGUCCUGGACAGCAGCGUGUACCGCAGCAAGGCCAACCUGGGCCGCAAGCGUAGGCACCGGGCGCCAGCUCUCCGCCCUGGGGCUGCCUCAGAAGGGGACGGCUGGAUGUUCCGGGACUCCACAGAGCCCCGUCCAGCCUGCCCCGCGGCGUCCUCGGACGAGGAGGCAGCGGAAGAACCCAAGAGCCGGCGGGUGCGAGCGUCCCCGUCAAGCAAGGGUGUCAAGGUGCCGCUCUUCCCCGGCCUCAACACGUCCGCUCUCAAGGCCAAGCUGAGGGGCCGAAACCGCUCAGCUGAGGAGGGGGCACUGCCGGGGGACAGCAAGGCAACCCCACCCAAGGACUCCCACGUGCAGCGCUCCAAGUCCUGCAAGAUCCCCGGCUUAAGUGGGAAACCCCUGGCGCUGCCCCCCAAGCCGGAGAAGUCAUCAGGGUCUGAAGCCUCUCCCCCACACUGGCUGCAAGCGCUGAAGCUGAAGAAGAAGAAACCUUGAGCGGGCUCGCUCUCCUGCCAGCGCGUCCCCGGAGGCUGACAGCCACUGUCCCCAGGAUCAGGCCUGGUCCCUCCCCGUGGCGGCGCACGCGCGCACACACACACACACAUAUCUAUGCACUUUGUACGAUGCUCGCGGGGUCCCCGUCCCCCUCCCCAACACUUCCCCACCCUCCUUGGCCCACGGUCUUCCCCCAGCCUUCCCCUUCCCUCAGCCCCUGUGCCCCUGGUGGCUGGGGGGUGGGCAGCAAGCCCCCUCCCUCCCCCUCGCCCCCUGCUCUUGCAUCACCCUCCAGACAAAGAGCAACUGGUCGGAAUUUUGGUGCCACUUUGACAGGACAAUAAAACUUCGUUGGUUGGUU
Messenger RNA from Phalacrocorax carbo (great cormorant), 5679 nucleotides. NCBI's taxonomy places the organism in Eukaryota, Metazoa, Chordata, Aves, Suliformes, Phalacrocoracidae. The record is from RefSeq and is a predicted model, not a curated record.